AUGGACAAAACUGACAAAUGCGACAAAACUGAAAAGUGCGACAAGACUGACAAGUGCGACAAGACUGACAAGUGCGACAAGAAACAAGAACAAGAACAAGAAAACCGCGCGGACGAAGGCGACAAGCCCAAGCCAUGCUGUGUUUGCAAGCCCGAGAAGGAGGAGCGUGACACCUGCAUCUUGUUCAACGGACAGGACUCCGACAAGUGCAAGGAGUUCAUCGACAAGUACAAGGAGUGCAUGAAGGGCUACGGCUUCGAGGUCCCAAGCGCGAACUAG
Messenger RNA from Saccharomyces eubayanus, 279 nucleotides. RefSeq names its product copper metallochaperone COX17 (gene COX17). NCBI's taxonomy places the organism in Eukaryota, Fungi, Ascomycota, Saccharomycetes, Saccharomycetales, Saccharomycetaceae. Gene Ontology annotation, molecular function: copper ion binding; copper chaperone activity. The record is from RefSeq and is a predicted model, not a curated record. Bases 1 to 279 code for a protein of 92 amino acids. The transcript has a single exon. Gene Ontology annotation, cellular component: mitochondrial intermembrane space. Gene Ontology annotation, biological process: mitochondrial respiratory chain complex IV assembly.